Molecule: messenger RNA, 1651 nt
Organism: Tuber aestivum (summer truffle)
Lineage: Eukaryota; Fungi; Ascomycota; Pezizomycetes; Pezizales; Tuberaceae
Source: the annotation of a GenBank genome assembly
AUGAACUCUGCUACCUCCAACCAGGACUUCUCUUGCAUGCCUGUUGGUACCCGCAAUGGCUAUCGAAUAUAUAACUGUGAUCCGUUUGGCAAGAUCUAUGAAUAAAAGGAGGGCGGGGAUGUUUCCAUAAUCGAAAUACUCUUCCGUACCUAACUCGUCGCUCUUGUUCUUUCCCAUCGCCCACUAGUCAUAACACAAAGGCUGGUGCCCGGGGUAACAAGGCUAUUAUUCCUUGAGCAUAAUAUCUUAGUUUUGAAUCUGGUCUCUUUUUGAUCGAAUUUAGGCUAACUUGAAAUGUUGCCCUGCCGGAAGCGGCAAUCCACGAUAUGCGAACUCACAUUUCCAAAAUCUAUAUUGGCCCUCAAAUUGAAUUGGGUGCGUUUGAUAGUAGUGCUGGAGGAGCAAAUAUAGGUAUAUGGCAUCAGCAACAUGAAGUUACUACACACAAUUGAGACCAUACCUAAUCCUACCGGUAGGGCAUCAUAUCCACACUGAGACUCACACCUUCUUUACUGAUACAUACUCUUCAUCAGCUAUCUGUGCACUUUCCUCGUCCUUGAAAAAGUGUUACAUUGCUUAUCCAAGACCAACGAACUCGAGUGCUUCGUCGUUUUCACCUCAUUCUCAUACCCCCCCAGGCGUUAACGCGCCUCCCACAGCAUCUGGUGAUGUGAUUCUUUUCGGCGCAAUAAAGCUUGAGGCUGCGGAUGUGAUUGAAGUCCACAAGGCCCUGCUAGUGAUUCUUUCUCUCAAUAGUGAGGGGUCUCUUUUAGCUACUAGCUCAGACAAGGGCACGAUAAUCAGGGCUUUUUUCUAUUCCCGAUUCCCAGAAACUUUAGGGUCUGUUUGGAUACGACUACUCGAGUCCAUUCCGUUCCGUUCCCCAUACAAAUUUUCUUACCCUUCCGUUUCAUAACGGUCGUUUUGUAUAAUAUGAGAAAAUGGAACAGUCUCAAGCGGUUCCAUUCCAGCCAAACAGAGCCUAACCAGUUCCGCCGAGGAAGGUACCCUUCGCGUAUCUUCACAAUUUCCUCUAAGCUUAUAUCUACCGUGCUCUGUGGUUCAUCUGCGACGGAAACUGUCCAUACACUCCGUCGCGACGGACUGAAUCCCCAAGAGUCCUUAUCUAGAUCUUUCAGGGCUACAGAUUUGGACGCUGGGGGUCCGCUGACGGGAUCUCUAACAUCUCCACCCAACCAGGCUGGAGCUGCGGGAGGCGGUUUUGAUCAUUAUGUAGUGUCCAAACGCCGCAGUGGCUCUGGAAUGUUUGGCUCUAUAGUUGGACGCUCAUCGCAAAAGAUUGGACGAACAAUCGCUGGUGCUGCUGGAGGGUAUCUGCCGCAUGACGUUACUGAGAUGUUGGAGUCGGCGAGAGACUUUGCCUUUGCAAAGCUUCCGAAUGCUGGAUUGAAGAGUGUAGUAGCACUAAGUAGUACAAGUCCACACACAAUAGUUGUAACUAAUGAUGGUUGCUUCAUUGCUCACGAUGCGGACGUCGAGAGAGGUGGAGAAUGCAUGCUCACAAAACAGUACUCGUUAGUUUCCCUCCCUUCACUCAACCUUCUAGACAUUAAUUUGGCUAACCACUUCUCGUGCCGGAAUUUGUUUGCUGGAUUCAAGCAAGAAGAUGGGGCAGAGUUUGAUGUAUGAU